AGUUUCGACGCUGCUAGUCUUGCCAUACUGCAACGGCUCGACACGUUGGAAGAUCUGUUCAAAAUUGCACACCCUGAGACACUAGGGCCCCGUGCGAUUCAACAUGAGCCAUCUCUAGAAGAUACGACACAAAGCGUCAGAUCUGCAACCCCAGAACGGUUCUUACCCUCUGAGGUCUACUCCAUCAACAUCGAGACGACUCUAGAAUGGCCAGUUCUCAAAGUAGAGCAUCAAGGUCCACAGUCAGGACUGAAGAGCAUUAUCCAGACAGGGAACUUGAGUUCGGGUCCUCGCCUCCUGUCAACAUCGGACCUUGAUGCCACUGACACUGGAUCUUUGCUGCAAUGCUUCCUCAAGAAUUUUCACAUUUACAAUCCUGUCUUGGAGAUAUCGUGCAUCGAGAAAUACGUAAAGAGCACCGUUUAUAACGGGCUGGGUUGGGGUGCAGAGUCGUGCCUUUCGCUUCUUAUAUUCGCUCUGGGAACCAUUGCAGUCCCCGAAAUUCGGUCUGACUCGGAAACCUCGUUAGUAUUUUUUCAGUCCGACCAGUUUCGGCGCGCAGAGUCUUUUUUCUUAGCUGCUCAACGACGAAUUGGCCCAGCAUUGUGCAACAGUGGCAUCAUUAAAGCACAGAUUUUCUUCUUAGCCGGAGUGUAUCUCAUGACCACGAUCAGGCCAUUUGAAGCUUGGAGAAUGUUCAUCCAAGCCUUGGCUUGCUGCCAGACACUUCAACCGCCUAUCUACUGGACAUGCUUUAAGUCUGAACUGGAACUACGAUUGGAAUUGAAUAUCGCCGAGAAUAGUGUUUGGAACCUGCAAUAUCCCGAAUUCUUCCCGGCACCCCCAAAAAGUCUCCAGUCUCAGGGCGAAGGAACUUGGUACUUUUACUUAGCUGAGAUUGCUUUGAGGCGACUUGGGAACAGGAUCUUGACGCAUACGUGCCAGUUCAAGCCAUCGGAAAGCUCGAUUGCUAAUAGAGUAUCCAAGACAAUCGAGUUUGAGCAACAAGCCUAUAGCUGGUACGUCAACAUUAACAGCUGUGAUGAAUAUGCUCCAUUGCGAUUUAUCCUAAACAGUCACCUUUUGGACUGCUACGAGACGAUAUAUUGGCCUUUUAUAGUCGAUACAAUCUAUAGAAUUUUAUAUAAUAACCUUAAUUCUAAAACCUUUACUCGGAAAGGGUUCGAGAUCUGCGUUCGCCGGAUUAAGGAGAACGAGCCAGGAUUCCGGUAUCGUCAUCACGGAACGUGGCUUACGCUCCGAUCCUGUACCCGGAGCGCAUUAGUAUUGCUCGCUGCAGCGCGGUCGAAGCUCGAUGAUGUGCUUUCUGUUGAAUGGGUGGUCUUCGUUACCAAGGUUAUGGAAUUGUUGCAGUAUUGGAAAGACGAGAUUCCGGACGCUGCCGACCGAUUGAGGAUUUUGGAUGAGCUCCUGAAAUCUACCCACAAACCGGAGUAG
Messenger RNA from Ilyonectria robusta, 1458 nucleotides. RefSeq lists its product as uncharacterized. The transcript has 5 exons. The annotation marks the transcript as partial. Lineage: Eukaryota; Fungi; Ascomycota; Sordariomycetes; Hypocreales; Nectriaceae. The record is from RefSeq and is a predicted model, not a curated record.